Messenger RNA from Serpula lacrymans var. lacrymans S7.9, 1620 nucleotides. RefSeq lists its product as uncharacterized. NCBI's taxonomy places the organism in Eukaryota, Fungi, Basidiomycota, Agaricomycetes, Boletales, Serpulaceae. The coding region runs from base 21 to 1523 and encodes 500 amino acids. The transcript has 8 exons. Gene Ontology annotation, molecular function: oxidoreductase activity, acting on paired donors, with incorporation or reduction of molecular oxygen; heme binding; iron ion binding. The record is from RefSeq and is a predicted model, not a curated record.
GGAUGAUCCAAGCGUAAGCUAUGGAUAAUGCCAGGCCUUGGGCCGUCGUCGCUGGCGCAUCUUGUGUCUAUGCCAUUGCUUCAGUGGCCUAUAGGCUACUUUUUCAUCCCUUGAAGAAAUACCCUGGUCCUCCUCUGGCUGCGGUCACCAUUUAUUACAAGGGCUACUUCGAUGUGAUCAAGCGCGGAGGGCUCCUGGAACAUAUCAAGCAACUGCACCAGAAAUACGGCCCGGUUGUGAGGAUUGCUCCCAAUGAAUUGCAUUUUGACGACACGAAGGCUUUUGCGGAUAUUUAUGCCGUAGGAUCGAAAUUUACGAAGGAACCCAGUUUUUAUAAGUGCUUUGGACAAGACGAGGCGUCUUUCGGUCUCAUCGAUGUUCACGCAUCCAGGAUCAGGCGUGAAAUCCUGAACCCACUAUUUUCUCGACGUGCGGUCCUCAAACUCGAAAACGUGGUUCAAGAGAAAGUCAAUAAACUCGUUUCGCAAUUGCUGACUUACCGCGACGCUCAGAAAUCCGCUAACUUGUUCAUGGCCUUCCGUUCAACGACUCUAGACAUUAUCGCAUCCUAUUGCCUUGCUAAAGACUUUAAUGCGCUAAGCACAGAGGGGUUCAUGCAUCCGUUCUUGACUUCUCUGCAGACGUUGAUACCCUUCUUUUGGGUGUUGAGAUAUCUCCCGUUCCUCAUUCCAGUUCUCAUGGAGCCACCUACCUGGAUUGCUCAGUUUCUGGACUCCAAGUCACGGGCAUUGUUUGACAUUCGUCAGCAAGCUUCAGCUCAGAUUGACGUGUUCCUUGCAGACCCAGAGGCUCUUGAGAAUGUAGACCACGAUAUAAUUUACCAUCACCUACUAGCGCCGGGGGCUCGAAAGGAAAAACAGCCCAUCUCACGUAGCUCGUUAUUACAGGAAGCGCUGACGUUGCUAUUGGCGGGAAGUGACACCUUGGGUAACACCUUGACUGUUGGAACCUUCCGUGUGCUCAAUGAUGAAGUUGUGCAUGCGAAGCUUGUGGAAGAACUGCAGAAUGCUUGGCCUAACAAAGAUGCAAUAGUUCAAUUUACAACCCUUGAGAAGUUACCUUACCUGACUGCCGUGCUCAAGGAGACUUUGCGAUUUGCUUCAGGCGUAGUAACCCCUCUUCCUCGCGUCGUGGGACCGGCUGAUACCCGGAUCGGAGACUGGCAUGUACCUGCAGGGACGAUCAUUUCAAUGAGCUCGACCAUGAUGCACAAUAAUGCCGAUGUCUUCCCUGAGCCUUUCAAAUUCGCACCUGAAAGAUGGCUAGGACUAGAUGCGAAGGACCUCGAGACGUAUUUGGUUCCGUUUUCAAAGGGGCCUCGAGGUUGUCUUGGGAUGAACCUUGCAUGGUGCGAACUGUACCUGAUAUUCGCCAACGUUUUCCGAAAGCUAGAGAUGGAGAUGCACGAUACGACUGUUGAGGAUUUCAAGUAUAAUGAUAAUUUCGUCCCUGUCUAUCAGGGGAAGCCGUUGCAUGCUGCCAUCAGGGAAAGGUCAACUUGACGCGUUUUCGAUAUCCCCUACACCACCUCGUAUUCGUAUAUAAUCAUGCAUGUUCCAGUAAUACCUCCAAAUAAAUAUGAAAGUCUUACAACACACU